AGAAAACUGACCUCUCUUGGUUGAUAUUAAAUUCUAUUCUCGUGGUCACCUUGUGGUGUCGCUGUUGAGGCGCGAAGACGUUACAAUAACAAGCUGCAAUGGCGGCGUCCUGCACGUGGAAAUCGUGUGAAGAAGCCGGGAAAGAAAAAGCUGUUAUUGUGAAGUUUUCCAAUGGACAGGUAAAAAACGCAGAUCAGCUGAACUUCCGGCUCUUCAAGCACUGUGAUGAGGAAAACCCAAGAAAGAAAAGCAGGCGCAUCGUGGUAGGAGAAUCUGAUCGGCUGUCGUACGUCGGGAGCAACUUUGGCCCAGGCUCCUUACAGUGCAACACCUUGUGCAAUUAUUUCGUUGGCAUCUUGGACAAAACUACCAUGCAAAUGAAGGUGCAGAGUGCUCAGCUUUUCAACCUGCAGCCCAUCAUACCAGGCGAAACAGCAAAAAAUUCAGAGGAAAAUGAGAGCAAGACCUACAGAGAGAAGCUGGAUGAUCUCAUCGAGGCUUUCGGCACGACGAAGCAGAAGCGUGCGCUGAGCUCGAGAAGGAUGAACGAGGUCGGCAAUGACACGCUGCAGAAAGCUGUGGCUCGCGCCGCCGGCGACGUCAUAGACCAGAAAGGACUGGAAGCCUUACAGCAGGAAGUAGCAGAUUCACAGGCUCUGUCCGAAUCCACGCUCUUCCUCCCUCCCUGCAACAAGGACGCAACUAAUCGUGAGGACGUUUACCCCUUUGAUGGCUUGCUGUCUCCAGUCGAGUUUAACCUGCUCCAGCAGCUUGGAGAGAAAAUGGCAGGACUUGCUUCUGAAGACCAGACGGACAAAGAAGACUUCUUACCCAAGACUGUGGAGGAGAUUUUGAAAAGCCUUCCCAAAGAGGGGGAAGCUCGAGACAGACAAGCGCGCUGUGCCUGGUACCUGUCUUACCUCAUCAGACUUGCGCAAACUAAAAAACUGGACCGCAAGUUUGGCAAGAACGAAUGUCCACAGGUUAUCUUCAGGAAAGUACAGAGGAGCUUCACGGUGGAGAGUUUCGAUAAAGGAAGAUUGAGGAGUACAGUGACGGCUACGACAGUCACCAAGAUCGCGUCCCACUGCCUUGCUCUGCUGCUUCAUAUCGCAGACCAGAAAGUCGACCUCACACUCUUGCACAGAGACCUGUGUAUCAGUGAAACCAAGAUGCUGGAGGUGGCAAAGGCCAUGGGGCUCACGCUUUCCCGCCAGUCCAUCCACAGCUGGGAUGAGUCAGGGCUACAGGAUGACCACAGGAUGGCCUCCCUGCAGCUCCCACUUGUACGAUGCGAACGCCGAUUGGAGAGAAGAAAACGCAAGAAGAUGAAAUGAAUGGAAUGAACCAGUUGUACAUUUCAUACAGCAGUUGGUUGUUAAGUCAAUAGCAGCACAAAUUCAAUUGCUUUCACUUACUAUUAAAGAAACAAACUUAUAAAGAUAUGUCAGUUAACAAGAAGUUAAGGGUUUGUCUAUUAGCAAAAAAAUAAGCACAGUUCCUUCAAAUUAUGUAGUCUGAUGACUCUAUUCACACUUCCGGUAAAUGUUCAGAAGGUUUUAGUGAGCGAUCGUAGGAGUGCAAAUCUGUCUGUUUGAUGAGUUUUCCUGUAACUAGAACAUUUUUCACAAGCACCAGAUAAAAUACCCGACAAGGCAGCUGCAACCUCAAUACACGCAGCUCAUUAGAACAAGAGCCAAAUGUCAUUAUAGAGCUCAUUUCCCGAAAGGACCAUGGAGCAUCUGUUUCCAGGAAAGCGACGACUUGACCAGAUUGAAUUAUUCAUUCCGUGUUGUUCUGUCUGUAUAUGCAAAUAUGAACGAUUAUUAUUGAUAGAAAAUGAUUUGGAAAGAGUGUUCAGGGUUGGGGUUCAGAUCAUUAUUACAGAUGUAUGCUCUUCUACACUCACUUCCAGUUCUGUAUUUUUUUUAUGAAAGUGAACUUGUUGCCACAAAUCACUAUGUUGGCAGAAACCCAACAGUGCUUAUGUAUUGAAGAUUUGACCCAAUUGUGUUGCUAGUGUGUUUGUAACACUUGGCUCAAAUUUGGUCAGAAUGUUCCUUAGACACUCCUCAGUGUGCCAAAUUUAGUCAUUUUCUUUAUAGAUGGUUCUAUGGCUUGCCAUAGACAAGCGGUGUCCAAUCUUAUCCACAAAGGUUUUCAUUCCAACCAAGCAGAAGCCACACCUGAUUCCACCUGUUUAAUCAGUUGUUCUUGGCUUUUAGUAGACUCUGGUGCGGCUUCUGCUUGGUUGGAAUGAAAACCUGCACCCACACCGGCCCUUUGUGGAUAGGAUUGGACACCGCUGCCAUAGAUAUUCUAGCCAGAAGAAGAAGAACCACCUUUGGCGCUUGGCCCCCUACCAACACUAAAUGAAACAAUUUGUGGCAGUUGAAAGUCUUAAUCAAUGCUAUAUUCAUAUUAUUUGUUCCACAUUUCCCGUGACAAAAUAAAUAGAAAUCAGAAAUCUA
Tachysurus fulvidraco (yellow catfish) is the source of this 2471-nucleotide messenger RNA. It is a transcript of the gene polr1e, whose product is annotated as RNA polymerase I subunit E. The transcript is spliced from 12 exons. The record is from RefSeq and is a predicted model, not a curated record. Lineage: Eukaryota; Metazoa; Chordata; Actinopteri; Siluriformes; Bagridae. Gene Ontology annotation, molecular function: DNA binding. Gene Ontology annotation, biological process: nucleolar large rRNA transcription by RNA polymerase I; RNA polymerase I preinitiation complex assembly; transcription elongation by RNA polymerase I. Bases 99 to 1337 code for a protein of 412 amino acids. Gene Ontology annotation, cellular component: RNA polymerase I complex.